UCAUUUCGACCUCAUUCUCUGCUUCAGCAACAGUAGCCAUGUCUUCAUAACCAUCUGUCUCCUUCUCCGUAUCGUAGUCAUCCGCCAUCCGCCUGACAGUCCAAUAUUCUUCGGUGCAAUACCAAGGUUGCAGAUGCUUCAUGGAUGCCCCCGAGACAUAUCUCUUCCAGGUUCGAAUCGACGUCAUUCCAAUCGUCCCUUGCACCGGCGAUAAAUGACACAAACUUUGGAAGCUCAUUUGUCGCUUUGUCAGCUCAAAGGACAAUUACACGAAUGUUCAUAUCCCGUUCACCAUCACGGAAUGGAUUUAUGGAGAGGAAGAAAGCUCAGAAUUCGAAGAGCCGUGUCAUACUGCAGAUAACUCCGAAGUGUCUCGAAGAUAAGAAACAGGGGUGCAAGGAAUGAUAGAAGUGUAUCUAGAUAUCAACUUUAGAUCUAUAUUCCCAGGCCGGGGGAUUAAAGGCUCUGGGUGCUUUGAUAGCAGAUAUCAUUGGACUGUAUGGCGAUGGGAAACAGUUGUUCAUACUAGAUAUCUACGGUCGAGAACGGUCCAGCAUGCACGUUCGUUCACAAUGAUGAUUACCAUAGUUUGGCGUAUAGCGGAUGUUGGUCUCAGGGGCUAAACGGGAACACCUGUUUGAUAGAGCACGCCGUACUGUCUGGGGUUGGUAUCUGUCUGCAAGCGUUGGCUGUUGGUCGGUUCCGGAGCACAGUGAGACGGACUUAAUGAGCUAUCUUUCCGGUAUCCGAGACUUGUUUACGAUCCAACACACGAGGCCAAUGUUGUCAUCAGGGAAAUGCAGUCUGACAUACAUAUCUUACCCGCGAUUCCAAGGUUUCUUCGUUUUCAUGUUCUGGUGAUUGUCGCUACGUACAUGGCGGGGUUGAUUGGUGUUCUGCAGGUUCGCUAACCCUAAACAGACAUAUCCAGCCAGCGUAUCAACACAUCUGGUAGCCUUCGCGUAGCUCUUGUGGCACCAGUCGUGGAAAACAGACUAUAGCGCCGAAGGAUUUCGGGCUAUGGUUCUGGUUUUCGGUGUUACGUAGUCAACAUAUCGCAAUGCCCUCAAGUUCGUCAAGGAAUUUAAGUCGUUGCGCGUAGCGCACAUAUGUAAUUCUAGUUCAACUUUCAGCCUCUGAAUCUAAUGAAAGCAAUUGUUUGAGUUUACAAGUUUCCUGUUGCUCGCCAAUACACAGCACACACAGUCCACGAUGUCUACGCAACUUCCACUCUCAGGAAAGGUAGCGAUUGUCACGGGCUCCUCUCGAGGAAUAGGGGCAGGAAUUGCUUUACAUUUGGGUGAAAAGGGAGCUAAAGUAACCGUCGUAUACAGUUCCCCGAGAAGCGAAGCGGGCGCAAAGGAAGUCGCAUCUAAAAUUAAAGCUUCUGGAAGCCAGGCCAUCGUGGUACAAGCCGACCUUGGCAACGUCGACGCCCCUACCAAGAUCGUGUCAGAGACGAUAAAAGCUUUUGGCGAAAAGAUUGACAUUCUUGUGAAUAACGCUGGCGUACUCUUCUCCAAGUCUAUUCUAGAGACAACGGCCGAGGAUUACGAAGCAAUUUUCUCGGUCAACGUCCGGGCACCGUUGCUAACAACUAAAGCCGUAGUUCCUUACCUUCGGGCGCCAGGCAGAAUUAUCAAUAUAUCGUCAAUAGGCGCGAGGCAGGGACUGGAAAGCUUGGCCAUGUAUUCUGCUUCCAAAGCCGCGUUAGAAGGCAUGACGAGAGGGCUAGCCGCUGAAUUAGGAUCAUCAGGACACACAGUCACGGCUGUGGCGCCGGGUCCAGUCAAGAGCGACAUGUUAGAUGAUGUUCCGGCCGAAAUUGUGGAGUUGCAAUUGAAGACAACGCCUGUCGAGCACCGCCACGGUACGGUAGAUGAUAUAGUACAAGUGGUUGGAUGGUUGUCAGAAGAGAGGUCGCGUUGGAUUAGUGGCCAGACCAUAUCAGCAAGCGGCGGUUACCAGAUGCUUUGAGCUCGAUUUGUACCUUGGGAUGUAUUCGAACAUUAGAAGACGUGAAAGGCGAAGGUCACGUGACAGUAUCACGUGAUAGUAGAUCGGCUUCUACAUAGAUCGCAUCUUCUAGAAUGCUACUCUAUCACUGAAUUAAUCAAUGUACCCUUCGUCUCCGAUCUCUCAUUCCAGACAUUAUGGUAUAUGAACUCCUCCGGUAGCUGGUUGAAGUGUGAGGCUGCAAC
Messenger RNA from Periconia digitata, 2201 nucleotides. NCBI's taxonomy places the organism in Eukaryota, Fungi, Ascomycota, Dothideomycetes, Pleosporales, Periconiaceae. The record is from the annotation of a GenBank genome assembly.